This is a messenger RNA of Phytophthora sojae, 864 nucleotides long. RefSeq lists its product as hypothetical. Bases 1 to 864 code for a protein of 287 amino acids. The record is from RefSeq and is a predicted model, not a curated record. The transcript has 2 exons. NCBI's taxonomy places the organism in Eukaryota, Oomycota, Peronosporomycetes, Peronosporales, Peronosporaceae.
AUGGACCGGCAAGGUGAGGGUCACAGAAAAGCAUCAGCACGUCGUGCCAGCGAUGAUUUCAGGGCGUGGACUACUGAGCAAGGCUUGAUGUCGUGUUUUAAGCAUCGAUUUCCUACCCAGCCCAGAUUUACGUACCAAAACGGAAGCACCCGGACAGCAUUGGACGAUAUCUACAUCAGCGGCAGACACACCCACCAGAUCCAACAAAGCCGUAUAUGGCUAUACUCUUUGCACCUAAGUGACCACGUCGGAGUACCCUUCGUGUCGAUCGCACUUGGCCACGUGCAACACACCCCCGCACGUUUAAAAAAUGUCAGGGCAUUCAAGGUGCUACCUGUCAAAGGAGCCUCCAAGGACGAACUUCAUAGUUUCAAGACGCUCCUGGCGGGCCAACUAGCGUCGGGCACGGUGCGACUAAUUGACCCUCUGUGCGGGGAACCCAACGCUGAUGCUGAUAUUCAAAACUGGCUGACCAGCGCUAUUGAUAAUCUGUACAAGUGCAUGUACCAGGCAGCGAAACGGACCUGGGGCGAGCGCAGUCAAACUCGCAGAGCAAUCGACCGAGCUGUCAGCAUCAAGCGCACAACACGGUGUCAUGACCAACUCAAAGCUGCUGUUCGCCGACUUCAAAAGCAGGCCGGCGUAGACGAAGACGAACUACGCAGAGAGAGUGGCGGCUAUCAGAGCAACCCUGCACACGUCCAGAGUUCGAUGAGUGGCUGGACACGGGAUGGAAGCUGUGGAAAAGAACUUUGCGGUCGCGGCGACAAUGGAGACAACGUAGACGAAAUGAAGGCAAGCGCGUGCAGCGAAAGACGUGGAUGGCAAACGGCCAAGUUAAGAAACUAUUGCGGUCUACAAUAG